CAAGCGAAGACAUCCAAGACACAAAUAUUGAGAUCAAUGAACGAGAGCCAGCCUUUUUGCGAGGGCAGACCACCAAAGCAGGCGUUCGUCUGUCGCCUGUCAGGAUCAUUAAGAACCCUGAGGGGACUUUGCAAAGAUAGGCGAUGCAGACAUUGCAAGCAGGUCGGGAAAGGCGGGAGGCGAGGUAGCAACAAAGACUGCAACUUGAAGGCCGCCACGACAAGCAUUCCGAAGACCCGAUAGACCCAAAACCACGGUUCAAUGCAACCCAGGCCGCACACGAGCCUUAGGCUUAAUGGCGCCGCUAAUCAUUAUUUAAAGCAGGCAAGCACAAACCCGGAGCGCAGCCUCCCUCAGCCCUGCCGAUUCUCAGUCACAAGGAAGAAUUAGUCAAGGCCAUCCUCGGUAAUAAAGUGCUGAUCGUGAUUGGAGAGACUGGCUCGGGGAAGACUACUCAAAUCACUCAGUAUUUGGUGGAGGCGGGGUUUGCCGCUCGUGGUAAGAUCGGGUGCACGCAGCCUCGGAGGGUGGCAGCGAUGAGUGUUGCUGAAAGGGUCAGCCAGGAGAUGGGAGUCGUGCUGGGCCAAGAAGUAGGCUACAGCAUCCGAUUCGAAGAUGUCACCUCGCCUAAGACCGUGAUCAAGUACAUGACUGACGGCAUGCUGCUUCGAGAGGCCCUUCUGGACCCCCAUCUGCGGCAGUAUUCGGUCAUCAUGCUUGACGAGGCCCAUUAGAGGACCAUCCACACGGAUGUACUCUUUGGGGUGCUUAAGAAUGUGGUUGCGACUCGCAAGGAUUUUACACUUAUUGUAACAUCCGCAACUUUGGAGGCUCAAAAGUUUUCGUCUUAUUUUUUCGACUGUAGGAUUUUUCGGAUUCCUGGUCGAGCCUUUCCUGUGGAGAUCGUUCAUGUUCAAGAGCCUGAGACAGACUACCUGGAGGCCUCGCUAGAGUGUGUCCUGAAGAUUCACACAGAAGAAGGGCCAGGCGACAUUCUCCUAUUUUUGACAGGCCAAGAAGAAAUUGACACAGCCUGCAGUGCACUCACAGAAAGAGCACGUAGACUUGGAGCAGCGGGGCUGAUGGUCCUACCUGUCUACUCCGCCAUGCCUAGCGAGCAACAAAGCCGAAUUUUUGAGCCUUCCCCAGGCAUGCGAAAAUGCGUGGUCGCAACAAACAUAGCUUAAGCAAGUCUCACAAUAGACGGAAUUUCAUACGUGGUUGACCCAGGCUUCGCAAAGAUCAAAACCUACAACCCAAAGGCCGGCAUGGACUCACUUGUAGUCGCACCCAUAUCCCAGGCAAGUGCAAGGCAAAGGGCUGGCAGAGCAGGCCGCACAGGCCCUGGCAAAUGCUUCCGUCUGUAUACGGAGCAUGCCUUCAGACAUGAAAUGCUGCCUGUGACGGUCCCAUAAAUCCAGCGUGCUAACCUCUCAGGAACGGUCCUGGAGCUCAAGGCGAUGGGGAUAAACGACCUCCUUCAUUUCGACUUUAUGGACCCUCCGCCCGUUCAAACCUUAGUCGCCGCCUUAUAACUACUGUUCUAUCUAGGCGCCCUUGACGAACAAGGACUGCUCACCCCACUGGGCCGGAAAAUGGCAUAAUUCCCUCUCUAGCCGCCUCUCUCCAAAAUGUUGCUGACGGCGGUCGACCUGGACUGCUCUCGUGAGGUCAUCACCAUAAUCGCAAUGCUGUCAGUGCAGGGGGUUUUCUACAGGCCGAAGGAAAAGCAAGCCACGGCAGAUCAACGCCGAGCCAAGUUUAACCACCACGACGGGGACCAUCUGACAUAUCUGGCCGUGUAUGCAGCUUGGGAGCAAAGCGGGCGGUCAAGCGCAUGGUGCCAUGAUAAUUUUGUUCAGGCAAGGUCGCUGCGCCGAGCAGCUGAAAUCCGGAAGCAGCUGGUCGGAUUGGUCGGCCGGCACGGACUACGAUAAACUUCCUGUGGCGGGCGGCAGGAGCUGGUCCGCAAGAGCAUCGUCUCAGGGUUCUUUUUCCACACGGCCAGGAAAUAAUCACGCUAAGGCUUUAAGACCGCAGUUGACGAUCACCAAGUGUUUGUCCAUCCUUCAAGCGCACUCUUCAACAAAGAGCCUCAAUGGGUAGUCUACCAUGAGCUUGUCUUCACGAGCAAGGAGUACAUGCGGGAUGUUUGUGCGAUCGACCCUCGAUGGCUGGUUGAAGUGGCCCCUGGGUUCUUCAAGGCCAGUGACCCCGACUCUCUGGCGCGCAGAAGCAGAGGGUUUAGAAUCGAGCCUCUGAACCAGAAGUACGGCGAUCCGAACGCAUGGCGUAUCAGUGUCCGUAAAGGAUGA
Messenger RNA from Hippocampus zosterae (dwarf seahorse), 2315 nucleotides. Its product is annotated as ATP-dependent RNA helicase DHX8-like. The annotation marks the transcript as partial. The transcript has a single exon. NCBI's taxonomy places the organism in Eukaryota, Metazoa, Chordata, Actinopteri, Syngnathiformes, Syngnathidae. Gene Ontology annotation, molecular function: RNA binding; ATP binding. Gene Ontology annotation, cellular component: catalytic step 2 spliceosome; intracellular anatomical structure. The record is from RefSeq and is a predicted model, not a curated record. Gene Ontology annotation, biological process: spliceosomal complex disassembly.